Phytophthora sojae is the source of this 685-nucleotide messenger RNA. RefSeq lists its product as hypothetical. The record is from RefSeq and is a predicted model, not a curated record. The coding region runs from base 40 to 549 and encodes 169 amino acids. NCBI's taxonomy places the organism in Eukaryota, Oomycota, Peronosporomycetes, Peronosporales, Peronosporaceae. The transcript has a single exon.
AGCUCAAGUCUCCACUUCCUCCUUCUCUCACCACCAACAAUGAAGUUCUUCCAAGUCCUCGCCAUCGCCGCCAUCGCCGUUGCCGCCGUGAGCGGUCAGGCUACCAACACCGCCGGCACGACUGCCGCCACCACCGCUUCCUCCACGGCAGGGGCGGCUACCACUACCACCACGGGUGCCGUCACUCCUUCCGCCGUGGACGCAGCCAACAACGCUACUGCAGCUUCUGGCGCCGACUCCACCGCCACUGCUGCCUCUGGAGCCGAUGCCACUGCGGCCACCAUCGGUGCGACCGGUAGCUCUGCGACGGAUACGUCGGUGGGUACCUCAAGCUCCACUGGCAUGGCGACUGCCGGCGACUCGACCACGUCCUCUUCGGACUCUUCGCUGACGUCGGACUCGCCUUCGACUACCGACAACUCGACAUCGAAGAAGACCUCGGCGUCCAGCGCCAGCGCUGCGUCGGGUUCGAGUGGUGCGUCUCAGGUGACUGGUGCCAUGGGCGCUGUGGCAGCGACCGCAAUUGCCGUUGGAGCGUACUUCCUGUAAGUCAGCAAGCGUAGUUCCGGCGAGUUCGACAAGGUGAAGUUUCGAGGAGGCCCUCGAGCUGUCGCGACAAGGUGCAGUAAGCCAUCUUUAGCUUCUGACAGUCACCACUGUGAAAUAUACGUUCCUUUUUCGUUUC